Messenger RNA from Bacillus rossius redtenbacheri, 27856 nucleotides. It is a transcript of the gene bent, whose product is annotated as twitchin. The transcript has 152 exons. Gene Ontology annotation, molecular function: ATP binding; protein kinase activity; protein binding. The coding region runs from base 286 to 27198 and encodes 8970 amino acids. The record is from RefSeq and is a predicted model, not a curated record. Gene Ontology annotation, biological process: protein phosphorylation. NCBI's taxonomy places the organism in Eukaryota, Metazoa, Arthropoda, Insecta, Phasmatodea, Bacillidae.
GGUGCAGAGGGGGAGGGAGGGGGACGCCGCCAUCACGCCCGGCAGCCACGAGCCCGGCGCCGCAGACGUGUGCGAGGUUUGGGCGACGCGCAGCGCCCCGCCAGUGUCUCGCUACAGACCGCCUCGCCAGUUCGGCCGUGGAGCCCGCGACCGGCGCAGCGGGGACCAGCGGCCAGGGACCAGACCCCCGCCGGUGAAGUUCAAUCCGUUGUUGAAGUUAGUCCCGCGUGCAACCGCGCAGGCGGCCAGUGAAAACCGCCCCACCGCCAAGCCUCCCCAUUCGCGAUGGGGGUGGCUGAAGACCUCGCCCCCAGCUUCACGCAGAAGCCGCAGCUGCGCCAGGAGGACGAGGGCAACCGCCUCGUGUUCGAGUGCCAGCUGCUGGCGUCGCCCAAGCCGGACAUCACGUGGUUCCGCGGCGACACGCAGUUGGCCGAGGACCACCGCACGGCCAUGAAGACGCAGUCCAUCGGCACGGGCAAGUUCCUGGUCGUGCUCGAGCUGGACGACGUCGUCGAGACGGACGCCGGCCUCUACAAAGUCAAGGCGAAGAACAAGAUGGGCGAAGUGGCGGCCUCGAUCAACCUGAACUUCAGUCCAAUGGACGAGCCUCAUGAAAAACAAAUUGAUGGCAUUGCACCGACAUUCUCGAAGAAGCCUUCUAUUCGACAAGAGGAGGACGGCAAACGGCUGUUGUUCGAAUGUCGAAUUCAGGCAGACCCUAGGCCCACCGUCAGUUGGUCUCACAAUGGAGCGGCAGUUAAGGAUUCUUCUCGACAUCGGCUGACGGUGGACAAAGAUGGUCACUCCUAUUUCGCUACUUUGGAAAUAAAAAAUGUCACUGCCGAGGAUGCUGGAAAAUACAAAGUGACAGCGAAGAACGAAUUAGGAGAAAGUAAUGCCACAAUAAGUCUGAAUUUUGACAGUUCCUUUCUCAAUAUAGGCAACGAGGCUCCGGAGCCAGCGGAAGGAAUCAAACCGACGUUUACAGAACGUCCGGUGAUUCGUCAGUCUGAAGACGGCGUGAAGGUCUCAUUCGAGUGCAGGCUGGUAGGAGAUCCGAAACCUACAGUUACGUGGUACCAUGGAAAAAAGGCUGUGAAAGAAGGAGGACGUUUCCAGACGUCGCUGGAACAAGAUCAGAAAUCAUACUACCUGGCGAGGCUAGAAAUAACAUCAGUAGAGAAUUCCGACAGCGGUGAUUACAGGGCAGUUGCCAAGAACAAGCUUGGAGAGGGGACGGCUACCAUUAAUCUUAAUUUUGAGGGUGGCGACAAACCAAAAAUUCCAGAUGGAAAACCACCACGGUUUCCCAAAAAGCCAACAAUUCGACAGGAUGGAGACAUUUUGGUUAUGGAGUGCAUUCUGGAAGCAAAUCCCGUCCCAGAGAUUACAUGGUACCAAGGCACCAAAGUUAUAUCUGACAGCAAGCGCGUCCGCAUGUCAAGAAAGGCUACAGGAAAGGACACUUAUCUUCUAACCCUAGAAAUAUCAAACCCUACAAAAGAAGAUGGUGGCAACUACCGAUGUAAUGCCUUCAAUAAUUUUGGGGAGAGCAAUGCUAAUAUUGCUCUUAAUUUUCAAGGCGGGGAUGAGGCAGGUUUUGCACCAUCUUUUGUCGAAAAACCGAGAAUAAUUCCGAACGAAACUGGAACCCUUAUUACAAUGAGAUGCAAGUGUAAAGCUAAACCAAUGCCUACAGUUACAUGGUAUAGGGGUACAACGAUUGUUAAAGAAUCAUCAAAAAUAAAAAUGAAUAUUAAAGAAAUAGAAGAAGACACUUUUGAACUAACUCUUGAAAUUAAGGAUCCAAGCAGUGAAGAUGGUGGGACUUACCGAUGCAACGUAAAGAACGAAUAUGGCGAGUCUAAUGCUAACCUUAAUCUAAAUAUAGAGGCUGAACCGGAACCAGAGGGAGAUGGUCCAACGUUUGUUGAGAAGCCUCGAAUCACAUCCGAUAAAGGAGGAAAGUUAGUAAAAAUGGAUUGUACAGUGAAAGCUAACCCAAAACCCACAAUUGUGUGGUAUCAUGAAGGAAAAGUGGUUAAAGAGUCUUCAAAAAUUUCCAUGUUAAUUGAAGAAAAAAAUGAUAUCUACUAUAUUAAAUUGGAGUUAAAGGAUCCAGGAGCAGAAGAUUCUGGGUUAUACAAAUGCAAUAUAAAAAACACAAUGGGAGAAUUGAAUGCAAAUCUAACAUUAAACGUUGAAAUCAUUCCAGUGAUCAGAGAAAAGCCAAAGAUCAUCAAGAAUGUUAAGAAGAAAACAGUUGUUGUGGAAUGCACCGUACAAUCAAAGUUUGCACCACAGUGUACCUGGUUCAAGGAAUCCAAUCCCGUUCGAGAAGAUUCCAGGCAUUUUAUUCGCAUUGAACAAGUCAGAGAGGGCGAGUUUGCAGUCAAGCUGGAGAUUGAACCUUGUGCUCCUACAGACAAAGGAAAAUACAAGCUUGUAGCAAAGAACGAAAAAGGUGAAGCUAUAUCUCAAAUAGUGGAACUAAUAGAUAUUCCUAUUGAAGAUGAAAAGAAAGGCGAGAAACCAGUAAUUAUCAAAGGCCUGACAUCUGUGACGAUAGAAGAAGGAAAAUCAGCAGAAUUUGUAGCACAGCUGAAAACUGUGGACAAGAAUGUAACGGUAACGUGGUACAAAAAUUCCCAAACAUUGCGGCAGUCCAGGGAAUACAGCAUUACGUUUGAUGGCCAGUACCUGAGGAUAAAUAUUACGAACUGCAAGAAAGAAUCAUCUGCAACUUAUAAAGUUGUAGUUUCCAAUGAAUUUGGCAAAGACGAAUCAAGCGCACAAUUAAAUGUUACGGAAAAGAAGAAAGUGGAAGAAAAGAAAAAAGAAGAAAAGGAGGAAAAGAAAGAGAAAAAGACAGAAAAGGUAAAGGAAGAAAAGGACGAAGAGAAAGCAGAGAAAGUGGUCGAAAAGAAAAAAGAAGUGAAAGAAACAAAAGAAGAAAAGAUUGAAAAGAUGAUUGUAGAUACUGUCGAGAAGGAUGAACCGGAGUCUGAUGAUUACGAGGAUGAAGAAAGCGAAGAGAUGGAUUCCCAGGAGGAAGUCAUUGAAAGAAAAGUAGCCGACAAGAAAGUACACGAGGAUAAGAAAACUGUUCCAGAAAAAAAGCCAGAACUGAAAAAGGAUGAACCUGAGAAAGUAAAUGAAGUUGGAGAAGCUAAAAAACCCAAAAAAUUGGAAAAGCCUAAGACUGAAGAAGACACUAAAAAGUCUCCAAACAUAAAUAAACCCUCAUUGAAAAAAUUAGACGAACAUGUUAACGAUUUACCAUCACUUAAGGAACUCCAAAUCAAGCCAAAAGAUGAAACCAAAGAAAUCCCAAGUAAGCCUAAAACAAAGUCAUCUGAUGAAACUGUAAGAGAUUUAGAAGCUAAGAAGCCUGAUGAGAGUAAACCUUAUGUUAAAGAAAUUGAAACUGAGCAGCAAGACAAGCAAAAAACCUUACCCAAAAUGUUUAAAACCAAAUCAACUGAUGACACCAUGCCUAAAAUAAAAGAUGUUGACCAAAACCAGAUUGAUAAAAAGCAAACUACACAAAAAAAAUCUGAUACAAAACAAACAGAUGAAACACUUAUUCCACCAAAAUUUAAUGACAAAAAACUAAGUGACACCUUAAAGACCCCACAAAAAUCUUUGGAAGAAACAAGGAUAGUAUCAAAAAUAGUUGAGCCGGAAACACCAGCUUUAAAACACACAGCUGCAAAGGAGACUGAACCUGAGCCGGCGAAAAAAGAACCAGUUAAAAAACCUGAACCUGAAAAGGUUGCAGAACAAACAGAAGAGAGAGUUACUGAAAGAAAAAUGUCUACACAACAAGUUCCUAAAUACGACCCUUUGGCCUAUAUACCUAGUCCAGAAGAGAGUGAUGCAGAAGAAAACAAACCUGAUGUUAGUUCAGUUCCAACGCAAGAGCAUAGGCCUUCUGUUGUUGAAACUGAGGUUACAAUGGAGAUGAAAUCAGAAUCCCGAAGAACGUCCAUUGUACAAACUGGAGAUAAGGUUGUAAAAGAAGAAGAAAAAACAAUGCAGGAAAGAAGAUCAUCAAUUCAAAAGGUUGAAGAGAAAGUGAAGACAAAAGAUCGACGAACCUCCUUUCAGAAGGCGGCUGUUGAAGAAAAGAAUGACCUAGUCGAAAUGAGGGCUGCGCUGAAAAAAAGAGUGGCACCAAAAGUUGAGGAGAAAGAGAAGAAAGAAGAGCGACGGCCCUCCACUGUGAAAAAGUUAGCUGUUGAAGAAAAGGAUGAAUUAACAGAUAGAAGGGCAUCACUGAAAAAAUCAGAUACACCUAAGAUUCGUAAAUACGACCCUAUGGCCUAUACACCAUCUAGUUCUGAAGAAAGUGAAGUGGAGGAAGAAAAGAAUGAGGUGAUCUCACAGCUGAUUCACCAUAAUAGGCAACCUGUGGUUGAAGAUGAACAGCCUGUAGACAAGAAAACCAAAGCUCCUGGCAUGAAAGUACCAGAAAUCAAAGCACCGGAAAUUCAACAACCGGAAAUGGAAGCACCUAAGAUUGAGGUUAGCCGUGAAAAGUCUCCAGUUGGUGAUGCAAGGAAAGGUUCAUUAGCUCCUGGUUCGGGGCAGUCCAGUAGGCGAGGAUCACUCAUACCACCGGCUGAGCAAGAGCGUCGGCCAAGCCUCAUAAUAAGUGAUGAGGAGAAUAGGAAGUUGCGGCCAGGAGAAGUGUUGGAGGAGAGAAAGAGGAAAGGCUCUCGCCCUGGAGAACUUCAGGCCAAGGAUAAGCUUCAGAGACGAAGACCGAGCACCGACAUGAGAAGGCCGAGUGUUGCUGAGUUAGAUGACAGGAUUGACAAGCCGUCCACUCCGCUGAAGCCGGUCGGAGCUCCUGGCCCGCCUGCGAUCGUCGAUGUGCAAGAGAGCUACACUGCAGUCGAAGAUUCAGUCGGCUAUAUUGUGGUGCAAGUGGAGGGUAACCCUGCUCCCACAUUCAAGUUCUACAAGGGAAUGACUGAAAUCAUUGAAGGUGGACGUUUCAAGUUUCUGACAGAUGGUGAAACCAAUACCAUUACACUCUGCAUGAGAAAAGUAAAACCUAAUGAUGAAGGAAAAUAUAAAAUUGUGAUAAGCAAUGAGCAUGGAGAAGAUUCUGCCGAAACACAGCUAUAUGUCUCUGAUGCUAGUGGAAUGGAUUUCCGAGCAAUGCUUAAGAAACGCAAGUAUGAGAAGUGGGCCAAAGAGCAAGGUGACCCUAACUGGGGUGAUCUGAAAGAAGUUGAGAAACCAGUUCCAGCAUUGAAGAAAGUGGAAAAGAAACAAGAAUCAUUCCUGAAGCCAUUGGUUGACAAAUAUGCCAAAGAAGGAAAAGAUAAAAAAGUUGUUUUUGAAGCAGUUUUCACGAAACCUAAUUCAAAACCGAAGUGGAUGCUUCGAAAAGACGAAUUAUUUCCUGGAUCCAAGUACAAAUUCAAAAAUGAAAAUGACACUUAUUACCUUAUCAUUAACAAUCCUAAAGUGGAAGACAGUGGGAAAUACACUAUUGAAAUUGGAGGAGUAUCAUCAACUGCUUUCUUAAACGUAGAAGAACCUGAUCCUGUGUAUUCAUUUUUGAAACCACUAAGCAAGAAAACCGAUGGCUUUACUAAACAUGAAACUUUCAUGGAAUGCACUGUCAGCAACAGUAUGGCUAUUGUUGGCUGGUACAAAGGAAAUACUAAACUAGAGGCAGGUGACAAGUAUGAUAUUGCAAAAGAAUUGUCAGGUGUAUGUAGAUUGACAAUCAAGAACUGUGCGAUAGAAGAUGGUGGCGAAUAUUCUUGCCGUAUAGAAAAACAAAAUGAUAAGACAAGUACUACAGUCACAAUUAUUGAAUACCCUUACAAGUUUGUAAAAGUACUGAAGAGUCAGCAAGUUAUAGAAAAAGACACAAUUACUUUACUUUGUGAGCUGGAUGAUGCUGGCGGUGAUGUAAAAUGGUUCAAAAAUAACGAACAAGUCAAACCAGAGAAAAGGAUUCAAGUCAUCAAGGAAGGAAGGAAACGGAAGCUGGUUAUAAAAGACAGUAAAGUUACAGAUGCUGGAAAUUACUCAUGCGUAAGCAACGCUGACAAAACGGAAGCGGAAAUAAUUGUUCAGUAUGCAAAUCGUUUCAAUAAGAAACUAAAAGAUACAACGGUGAUAGAACGUGAGAAACUUGUGCUGGAUGUGGAACUACAAGAUCAGACUGCUCCAGCCGAAUGGUUCUUCAAUGGGGAACCCAUUAAAGAAUCUGACAGGAUUGAAAUAAAGAACCUUGGAGGUGGAAAACAUCAGUUGAUUUUCAAAAAUGCUGAAAAAACUGAUGAUGGUGAAAUCGUUUGUGAAUCUGGGAAACUUUCAAGUUCAGCAAAAAUUACAGUUAAGAAAGGGGAAAGUAAACCAUCCAUCAAUUUCCCUGAUAAAGUUGAGGGACCAUGCAACAAACCAAUCAUAUUUGAUGUGCCUUACACUGUUGACGGAACACGGCAAACUCCCAUCGAUGCCAAGAUUAUCAAGGAUGGAAAAGCUUUGCCUCUCAAAGAUGUUGAGGUGAUCGUAGGAGAAGACAAAAUAACUUACAAAAUUAAAAAACCAGCACGAAAUUUGUCAGGUCCAUAUCAACUGAAAAUUUCAAAUGGUCAAGGUGAAGCACUUCAGAAUAUUCAAGUCAACAUGCAAGAUGUUCCUUCGCAACCCCAGGAAAUCAACGUAACAGAUGUUUUCCAGACAUCAUGUGUGGUGAACUGGAAACCAUCCAAGGAUGACGGUGGCCUACCAAUCUUACACUAUGUACUUGAACGGUUGGAUAUGAGUGUCAAAGGUGGCUGGGACAGCGUAGCUCAAAUUCCACCAAAUGAGCCAAGCACGUUCAAGUGCGAAGAUCUGACACCAAAAAAAGAAUAUAAGUUCCGUAUCAGAGCUGUAAACAAACUUGGCAGCUCAGAACCGGUUUUGUUUGGAAAGAGUGUCCUUGCGAAGGACCCAUGGGAUGAACCCAGUAAACCAAACAACGUUGAAGUCGUCGAUUGGGACAAGGACCAUGCAGAUCUCAAGUGGACCAAACCACUCGAUGAUGGCGGUGCUCCAAUCACUGGAUACGUUAUUGAAUUCAAAGAAAAGUUUGGCAAGGACUGGACUACAGGGAAAGUGCUCGAGGGUGACAUCACUGCAGCCACUGUUGAUGGGCUCAAGGAAGGAACUCAGUACGAAUUCCGAAUACGAGCAGUCAAUAAAGCAGGUCCAGGGGAACCAAGUGAUGCUACUAAACCGAUUAUUGCCAAGGCUCGUUUCGUUAAGCCAUUCAUUAUUGGUGAUGACCUAAUUAACUUGGUGAUAAAGAAAGGUCAAGUGAUAAAGUACGACAUAAAGUACGGUGGUGAGCCAGAGCCAGUUCCACGAUGGGAAAAGGAUGGUGUCGAACUCGUAGAGGAUGCUCAAGAAAGAAUAACCAUUGACAAAUAUGAACGGAACACAGUGCUAACUGUUCGUAGAACAACAAGAGCUGACAGUGGCAAAUAUAAACUGAUUCUAACAAACGGCUCUGGAACAUGUGAAAAAAUGGCAGACGUUGUGGUACUAGACAAGCCAACUCCACCAAAGGGCCCUCUGAAAGCAGAGGAAGUACGGGCUGAUCAUGUGAAAGUAAAAUGGGGCAAACCAGAUGAUUUUGGUGGCAGUGACAUAACUGGAUAUGUCCUGGAGAAAAUGGACUUGGACACAGGACGCUGGAUUCCUGCAGGCGAGGUGGGACCAGACCAGGAUACGUUUACUUUUGAUGGCUUGACUCCGAAAAAGAAGUACAAAUUCAGAGUGAAGGCAGUAAACAAAGAGGGUGAAUCCGAGCCGCUCGAAACAUUUGAUGCAAUUGUUGCAAAGAAUCCAUAUGAUGAACCUAGCAAGCCAGGGAAACCAGAUAUUAUUGAUUACAAUAACAAGAGCGUGACUUUGAAAUGGGCAAAGCCGGAAUCAGACGGCGGUCGCCCAAUCACGCACUACACCAUCGAGAUGAAGGACAAGCUGUCUGUGGAGUGGGUAGAGGUCGCCACGACCAAGGACAACACUCCAGAAGGCAUCGUCGAGAACCUGAAAGAGAAGCAAGUGUACCAGUUCCGCGUGAGGGCUCACAACAAGGCUGGGGUCGGGGAGCCAAGCGAUGCAACCAACAACCACAUUUGCAAGCAUAAGAAUCUGAAGCCAAGAAUCGACCGUGAAAUGUUCAAGAGUGUUACCAUUAGGUCUGGACGCACACACAAAUGGUCGGUGGAUGUGUCUGGAGAGCCUCCCCCAACCUUGAGCUGGAUUUGGAGAGACAAUGUAACGCUCGUCAACACGGAGAAAAUCAAGAUUGAAAACAUUGAUUAUCACACCGAUUUUUCAAUAGUCAAUGCCCAGCGACGUGAUACUGGGAAGUACACACUUGUUGCUGAAAAUGCUUCAGGAAAAGAUCAAGAAACAGUGGAACUCACAGUUCUUGGCAAGCCAGGCACUCCGAUGGGUCCCUUGGAAGUGAAGGACGUGACGAAGAACAGCUGCAAGCUGGCGUGGAAGCCUCCGGAGGACGACGGCGGCAUGCCCAUCAGGGAGUACGAGGUGGAGAAGAUGGACGUGGCGACCGGCAAGUGGGUGCGAGUGGGACGCGUGCCCGGCGGCCGGGAAAAACCCGAGAUGGACAUCACGGGCCUGACCCCCGGCGCAGAGUACAAGUUCCGCGUCACUGCCGUCAACGACGAGGGCGACUCUGAGCCGUUGGUCACCGACAAGGCCAUCAUCGCCAAGAAUCCGUUUGAUGAACCGGGUAAACCAGGAACACCGGAAAUAACUGACUAUGACAAUGAAAGUGUUGAUUUGAAGUGGGCGCCACCUGCAAGUGAUGGUGGUGCUCCGAUUGAAAAGUACAUAAUUGAGAAAAAAGACAGGUACAAGCCGGACUGGGAGAAGGCGGCGGAGGUGCCGGGAGACGAGCUCACGGCGAAGGUGCCCGACCUCAAGGAGAGGGCGGAGUACCAGUUCCGCGUGGUGGCCGUCAACAAGGCCGGGCCCUCGCCCGCCUCGGAGCCCACCAAGACACACACCGUCAAACACAAGGCUUUGAAACCAAGGAUCGACAGAACGAACCUCAAGCCAAUAGUCGUUCGUGCUGGCAAACCAAUAAAGUACGACGUCAACAUCCGAGGAGAACCACCUCCAACUGUCACCUGGUUCCAAGGAGACAAAGAGGUGAAAUCUGAAGGACCUGUUGAGAUAAUUAACAUUGACUACAACACGAAGCUGAACAUUACAGACACUGUAAGGAAACACACAGGCCUUUACAAAAUUGUUGCUGUGAAUCAGCAUGGAAAAGAUGAAGCUGAUGUAGAAGUUACAGUGUUGUCUGCUCCAUCCAAGCCAAAAGGACCACUGAAAGUUUCUGAUGUUACUAAAAAUGGUUGUAAGCUGAAGUGGGACAAGCCAGAGGACGACGGCGGCAAGCCAAUCACAGGGUAUGUGGUUGAGAAGCUCGACAAGUCAACUGGGAGAUGGGUUCCUGUGGGCAAAACGUUGGAGCCCGAAAUGGACGUGAAAGGCCUUCAAGAAGGACACGAAUAUGAGUUUAGAGUUAAGGCAAUUAAUGAAGAAGGUGACAGCGAGCCACUUGAAACUGACCGACCAACUGUUGCCAAGAACCCGUAUGAUAUCCCAAGCAAGCCGGGAGCUCCUGAAAUUGUAGACUGGGAUGCAGAUCGUGUUGAUCUCAAAUGGCCUGCGCCUAAAUCCACUGGAGGAGCACCCAUCACUGGAUACGUUAUAGAGAAGAAAGAAAAGUUUGGAAGCUCUUGGGAUGAAAUCCUUACAACCAGUGGUCCAGAUUGCGAUGCUCGGGUUCCUGGCUUGAAAGAAGGCAACCAGUAUCAGUUCCGAGUGCGAGCGCUCAACAAAGCUGGGCCAUCAGAGCCCAGUGAACCAACGAAGCCACAUAUAGCUAAGGCGAGAAACUUGAAGCCUCUCAUAAAUCGUGAGAAACUGCAGAAGGUAGUGGUCCGAGCAGGCCAGUUUGUGAAGUUUGACGUCGACAUCAAGGGUGAACCACCUCCAACUGUCACAUGGAGUUUCGCAAACAAGCCGCUGGAAAAUAGUGCAACCUCAAAGAUAGAGAAUGAAGAUUACAACUCCAAACUCACGCUCUCGGACACAACGAGGAAGAACACUGGCGUGUACACUAUUAAAGCUGAGAACCCAUCUGGAAAAGAUGAGGCAACAGUUGAAGUUAAUGUCUUAGACAAGCCUGAAGCACCAGAAGGUCCGUUAGAGGUGACCGACGUACACAAAGAAGGCUGCAAGCUCAAAUGGAACAAGCCAAAAGAUGACGGUGGAUUGCCACUGACUGGUUACGUGGUGGAGAAGAUGGACACUCAAACAGGCCGGUGGGUCCCCGCUGCAUUUGUUGAUCCCAGCAAGACGGCACAAGAAAUCACUGGCUUGGAACCCAACAAAAAGUACCACUUCAGGGUAAAAGCUGUGAAUGAAGAAGGUGAAUCUGAACCUCUCGCUACAGACACAGCAAUUCUGGCCAAGAAUCCAUUUGACGCUCCAUCAGCUCCAGGACUUCCAGAAAUUGUUGACUGGAAUGAAAAUAUGGUGAAACUGAAAUGGGAACGCCCAAUUAGGGAUGGUGGUGCUCCUAUAACUGGUUACGUGAUUGAGUCGAUGGACAAGUACGGCGGGGGGUUCGUGAAGUGUGCAGAAGUGAUGGGCAACAUGUGCGAGGGCACCGUUCCCAAGCUGGAGGAAGGCAACCAGUACCAGUUCAGGGUGCGGGCAGUAAACAAGGCGGGCCCGGGGGAACCCAGCGAGGAGACCAACCCGCACACCGCCAAGGCCCGCUUCUUGAAACCACGCAUUGAUCGCACUAACCUUCAGAAUAUAAUAAUCAAGGUUGGCCUGACAUUGUCUUUGGAUGUGAACAUCAUCGGUGAGCCACCUCCAGUCGUCACAUGGACGUUUAAAGAUCAGGAGUUGAAAACUGAUGAACUGAUCCGCAUAGACAACAUUGACUACAACACAAAAUUUUUCAUACUGAGAGCCAAACGAAGUCAUAGUGGAAAGUAUAUUAUUAAUGCAAAAAAUUCUGUAGGUGAAGACACUGCGGAAGUGGAAAUUUCUGUUCUUGGAAGGCCAACCAAGCCUAAAGGACCUCUAGAAGUAAGUGAUGUCAAUAAACAUGGCUGCAAACUCAAAUGGAAGAAGCCAGAGGAUGAUGGCGGCACUCCAAUUGAGUAUUACGAGAUUGAAAAGUUGGACCCUCUAACUGGACAAUGGAUACCAUGUGCAAAAUCAACUGAACCUGAGGCAAACAUAACUGGCCUUCAAGAAGGAAAACCAUAUAAGUUCCGAGUUAAAGCUGUCAAUAAGGAAGGUGAAUCAGAGGAACUUGAAACAGAAAAACCAAUCAUUGCCAAGAAUCCAUUUGAUACUCCUGACAAACCUGGAAGACCUGAACUAAGAAACUGGGACAAAGAUUUUGUUGACUUGGAAUGGACACCGCCCAAGAAAGAUGGUGGCGCUCCUAUUGAGAAGUAUAUCAUCCAAAUGAGAGAUAAAGAAGGUCGCAAUUGGGUCAAUGCAGCCACUGUACCAGGCGACAGGACUGCAGGCAAAGUUACAAAUGUUGAAGAGGGCCACGAGUAUGAAUUUCGAGUGGUUGCUUUUAACAAAGCUGGGCAGAGCGAACCCAGUGAUGUAUCAAAAUCAGUGAUCGCCAAACCAAGAUUCUUGGCUCCCCGCAUUGAUCGUAAGAACCUGCAGAAGAAGGUUCUUCGAAGCGGGCAGCUGCUGUGCAUGGAGGCAGAUGUGAAAGGCGAGCCAGCACCAACCAUAACAUGGACUCUCAGCGACAAGGUCCUCAAGUCUGGUGACAGGUUGAAAAUUGAAAAUGAAGACUAUAAGACAACUUUUAUUCUUCAAAAAGUGAAGAGAUCUGACACAGGAGUGUACAAAGUGACAGCGAGAAAUGACAGUGGAAUAGAUGAAGUAGAUGUGGAACUCUCUGUGCUCAGUAAACCAAGCAAGCCGAAGGGUCCUCUGAAAGUAUCCGACGUCACAGCUGAAGGCUGUAAACUGAAAUGGGACAAGCCAGAGGAUGAUGGAGGAGAGCCUGUUGAUCACUACAUUGUUGAGCGCAUGGACACAGAUACAGGGCGGUGGGUCCCAGUCACCACCACCAAAACUCCAGAAGCUGAGGUGGCAGGUCUGAAUGAGGGUAAAGAGUACCAAUUCCGUGUGAAAGCGGUCAAUUCAGAAGGCGAAUCUGAACCUCUAGAGACUGACAUUCCUACUCUUGCGAAAAAUCCUUACAGUGAACCUGACAGGCCAGGAAAGCCAGAGGUUAAAGACUGGAACAAGCACCAAGCAGAUUUACGGUGGGCGCCGCCCAAAUCAGAUGGAGGUGCUCAAAUCACAUCCUACAUCAUCGAAAAGAAAGAUCAGUACAGUUCCAAAUGGCAGAAAGCAGUGGAAAUCAUUGGAAACAAAUGUGAAGCCAAAGUUCCUGACCUUGUGGAAGGCAUGAAGUAUCAGUUCCGAGUGCGCGCUGUGAAUAAAGGAGGUCAAAGUAAACCAAGUGAACCCAGUGACACCAUCACUGCAAAGGAUCGCUUUGCACCCCCUAAAAUUGAUCGCAGCGCCCUCAAAGAUCAGACCAUCAAAGCUGGCCAAAAUCUCCGCUUUGACGUGAAGAUCACUGGUGAACCGCCACCAUCCAAGUCAUGGUUCCUAAACAAAGCAAGUCUCCAGACUAAAGAUGCUAUUUCUGUAGACAAUGAAGAUUACAAGACCAAACUAGUAAUUUCUUUCAUCACGAGGAAACAUUCAGGAACAUACGUCAUCAAAGCUGAGAAUAGCGCUGGAAAAGAUGAAGCGUCUGUAGAGAUUACUAUUGUUGAUAAGCCAAGUAAGCCUGAAGGCCCUCUGAAGGUAUCUGACAUUCACAAGGAAGGUUGCAGCUUGAAAUGGAACCCACCAGAAGACGAUGGCGGAUCACCUAUUGAGAAUUAUGUUGUGGAGAAGAUGGACACAGACACAGGUCGAUGGGUGCCAGUAGGAAGGACAAAAGAGCCAAAGAUGGAUGUUGAAAAUCUUCAGCCCGGACAGGAAUACAAAUUCCGCGUGAUGGCUGUGAAUGCAGAGGGAGAAUCUGAGCCCCUCGAGGCGGAGAAACCCAUCAUCGCUAAGAAUCCAUUUGAUGAGCCUGGGGCGCCGGGCACGCCCGAGGCGACGGACUGGGACAAGGACCACGUGGACCUGAGAUGGACCCCGCCCUCGUCUGACGGCGGGUCUCCGAUCACGGGCUACGUCAUCGAGAAGCGCGAGAAGGGCUCCCCACGGUGGACCAAGGCCGGCGAAUCCCGCGGGGAUGAGCCCAAAGGCCGCGCCGACAAUCUGGAGGAAGGCGUCACCUACGAGUUUCGAGUGCGCGCUGUCAACGUGGCUGGCCCGGGCCAGCCGAGCGAAGCCAGCAAGCCAGUCACAGCUAAGCCAAGGAAGCUGGCACCAAAAAUUGACAGGCGCAACUUACGCAACAUCACAGUGCAUGAAGGAGAACCAAUCUUCUUUGAUGUAAAGAUCUCAGGAGAACCACCCCCAGACGUGACGUGGAGUCUCAAUAAUAAGUCAUUGCAAGAAACAACUUAUAGAAGGAUAGAAAAUGUGCCGUACAAUACAAAAUUCUUUCAUGAUAAUCCUGAAAGGAAAGAUACUGGAACGUACAAAAUUCAAGCUGUAAAUAAGUAUGGCUCAGACACGGCAGAAGUCGAGAUCACAGUUGUUUCCAAGCCAGGAAAGCCAGAGGGUCCUCUAGAAGUGUCGGAUGUACACAAAGAUGGUUGUCAACUGAAAUGGAAGAAACCCAAAGAUGACGGAGGAGAACCAAUCGAGUCGUACUUGGUUGAAAAGUUUGACCCUGACACAGGAAUUUGGCUGCCAGUUGGACGCACCAAAGAACCACAAAUGGAAGUUACUGGCUUGAUUCCUGGCCAUGAGUAUAAGUUUAGAGUAAAGGCCAGCAACAAAGAAGGUGAUUCCGAACCACUGGAAACAUUUUCAUCAAUUUUUGCUAAGGAUCCCUUCACUGUUCCAACUGCUCCUGGAGCACCUGAACCAUCAGACUGGAGUCAAAAUCACAUUGAUUUGAUUUGGAAAGAACCAAUCAGUGAUGGCGGCUCUCCUAUUACUGGGUAUAUUAUUGAGAAGAAAGAUAAGUACAGUGUGAUGUGGGAAAAGGCAUUAGAAACUAACUCGCCCACACCACAAGCUAACGUACACGGCCUCAUUGAAGGCAACGAGUACCAGUUCAGGGUUAUAGCCGUGAACAAAGCUGGGCAGAGUGAACCAGGAGAAGCUAGCAAAAACUUCAUUGCUAAACCUCGCUUCUUGGCACCGAGAAUUGACAGGCGUAACCUGCAUGACGUCACUAUAUCUGCUGGAGCAGCACUUAAAUUUGAUGUGGGUAUCACUGGUGAACCGCCACCAACAACAGAAUGGCGUUUUGGCAGUGUUCCGUUAAGAUCUUCAAAGUCAGUGACAGUUGACAGCGUGGACUACAAUACUAAGCUAACAAUCCGUCCAUUACAACGAGGUGACUCUGGCGAAUAUACAAUCACUGCAACUAACAGCUCCGGAAAGGAUUCUGUAACUGUGACAGUUACAGUGACAGAUAAACCCACUCCACCAGAAGGUCCUUUACAGGUAUCUGAUGUCCACAAGGAAGGAUGCAAACUGAAAUGGAAGAGGCCUCGAGAUGAUGGUGGAACUCCAAUAGAAUACUAUCAAGUAGAAAAAAUGGAUCCUGAGUCUGGAAGUUGGGUCCCAUGUGGAAGAGCAUCUGAACCAAAUAUGGAAGUGACAGGUCUAACACCAGGAAAAGAGUACAAAUUCAGAGUCGCUGCAGUUAAUUCUGAGGGUGAAUCUGAACCACUUGUAGCGGAGCAGACAAUUAUUGCAAAGAAUCCAUUUGAUGAGCCAGGGAAGCCAGGUGAUCUGCAAGCCACAGAUUGGGACAAAGAUCACGUGGACCUUAAGUGGACACCACCGAAAAAUGACGGUGGCUCUCCGAUAACCGGUUAUGUUGUGGAGAAGAAAGACAAGUAUGGUCAGUGGGAGAAAGCCCUGGAGGUGCCAGCGAGCCAGACCAAAGCAACAGUUCCCGACCUCAUUGAAGGGCAGCCGUACGAGUUCAGGGUACGAGCUGUGAAUGCAGCCGGCCCUGGCGACCCGAGCAACGAGACGCCAACCAUUUGGGCCAAGCCAAGAAACUUGGCUCCUAAAAUUGACAGAACCAAUCUCAUUGAAGUCCGCAUUAAGGCCGGUCAGAACUUUGGGUUUGAUGUGAAAGUGUCCGGGGAGCCGCCACCAACGACCAAAUGGCUAAUAAAGGGGAGGGAAACUAAAUCCUCCGAAAGAGUGAAAGUUCAGCAUGUUGAGUACAACACGAAGAUAAAUGUUCGCAUGGCAACAAGAGCAGAGUCUGGAAAAUACACUAUUACUGCUGAAAACAUCAAUGGAAAAGAUACUGCAGAUGUUAAUGUAAUUGUAUUAGAUAAACCCACUCCUCCAGAAGGUCCUUUGAAGGUUUCGGAUGUGAAUGCUGAGGGCUGCAAAUUAAGUUGGAAACCUCCUGAAGAUGAUGGCGGCCAACCUGUUGAAAAAUAUGUUGUGGAGAAAAUGGAUGAAGCCACUGGUCGAUGGGUUCCGGCUGGUGAAACCGAUGGUCCAGCCACGAGUCUAGAAGUCGAUGGCCUCACGCCAGGACACAAAUACAAGUUCCGGGUUCGUGCUGUGAACAAGCAAGGGAAAUCUGAACCUCUUACUACAAGUCAAGCAAUUGAAGCUAAGAAUCCUUUCGAUGAACCAAGCAAGCCUGGAACUCCUGAAAUCAAGGAUUACGACAAAGAUUUUGUCGAGCUCCAGUGGAAGAAACCAGAAGAAGAUGGAGGCUCUCCUGUUACUGGCUAUAUUGUUGAGAAGCGUGACAAGUUCAGUCCCAACUGGGAGAAAUGUGCUGAAGUGGUUGGAGACACGACAAACUGCAAAGUGCCUGACUUGAUUGAAGGAAAUCGCUAUGAGUUCCGCGUUCGAGCUGUGAACAAAGCUGGCCCUGGUGAACCCAGUGACCCAACGAAACCACAUGUCGCGAGACCUAAAAAAUUGGCACCUCGCAUUGACCGCAACGCCCUGAUGGAUAUAAAGGUUCGAGCUGGCCACAACUUUGACUUCGAUGUCCCCGUUAUUGGGGAACCACCACCAAAUAAGGAGUGGAGCCUGAAGGGUAACACUGUAUUAAAUACAGACCGAAUUAAGAUCAUCAAUGAGGACUACAAUACAAAACUGCGAGUUGUUGAUGCAAAGCGAAGUGAUAGUGGUCCUUACACCCUGACAGCAAAGAACAUCAAUGGUACUGAUACUGCCACUGUAAAUGUGACUGUACUAGAUAUUCCAUUGCCACCAGACGGUCCUCUUAAACCAGAAAAUGUUACUAAGUCAUCGUGUUCGUUAUACUGGCGGCCUCCCAAAGAUGAUGGCGGCUCAGAGAUCACUCAUUACGCUGUUGAGAAACUCGAUACUGAAAAUAUGCGUUGGGUACCCAUUGGAGAAUGUUCGGGUACCUCAAUGAGGGUGGAGCACCUUUUUGAAGGACAUGACUACAACUUCAGGGUGCGAGCUGUCAACAAGCAAGGAGAAUCCUUACCUUUAACAGGACUGGCUCCCAUAACUGCAAAGGACCCCUUCAAUAAACCGGAUAAACCUGGCACUCCAAAGGCAGUUGACUGGGACAAAGAUCAUGUUGAUUUGGAAUGGACUCCACCCAAGAAAGAUGGUGGCUCACCUAUUACAUCAUAUGUUAUUGAGAAGAAAACCAAAUUUGGGCCUUGGGAAAAGGCAGCUGAGGUCCCGGGCAACCAGACCAAGGGCACAGUUCCUGGUCUGACGGAAGGCGAGGAGUACGAAUUCCGAGUGAUUGCCGUAAACAAAGGCGGUCCUGGAGAGCCAAGCGACUGCUCUCUUCCAGUCAUCGCAAAACCUAGAUUCCAAGCACCAGUCUUUGACAAAACUCUAUUACAAGAUCUUGUGGUUCGUGCUGGUCAGAAAAUAAACUACACAAUUCCUAUUGAAGCUUCACCAAAACCAACUGCGAAAUGGACUGUGAAUGGCAAGCCAGUAGAACCAGGAGUGAGAGCUGAUAUUCACACAACUGAAAACGAAACAGUUUUUGACAUUCUGUUCUCCGUGCGGUCGGAUACAGGACGCUACACAUUGACUCUGGAAAAUAGUGUGGGUCAGUCGUCUGCAUCAGCAAACGUAACUGUCCUGGAUCGUCCUGGGCCACCAGAACGACCUCUGGUAAUUGGCAACGUCUCGAAAGAUGGAGCGCGGGUGUCAUGGAAAGCCCCGCUGGAUGACGGUGGCAGUCCCAUCCUUCACUAUGUCAUAGAGAAGAUGGACAUGUCCCGUGGGACGUGGUCCGACGCAGGCAUCUCCUCUUCACUCGCCCACGAAGUGACACGGCUGCUGCACAGGAAAGAGUACCUGUUCCGGGUGAAGGCUGUCAACAUUGUUGGCGAGUCUGAACUGCUGGAAGCUGACAGGAGCAUUAUUGCUAAAAAUGAAUUUGAUGAACCAGAUGCUCCUGGAAAGCCGCAGGUAAUGGAUUGGGACAAGGAUCAUGUAGAUCUGGAGUGGCCUGCACCAAAAUCAGAUGGUGGAUCCCCUAUCACUGGUUACAUAAUACAGAAGAAAGAAAAGGGAAGCCCAUAUUGGGUGAAUGCCGCUAACGUGCCAUCCAAACAGAACAGUGCCACAGUUCCUGACCUGACAGAGGGACAAGAAUAUGAGUUCCGUGUGAUUGCUGUGAACUCAGCUGGACAGAGUGAACCAAGUGAGCCAUCUGAUGUGGUCACUGCAAAAACAAGAUACUUGGCACCGAAAAUAAAGUCUCCAAUGAAUGACAUUCGCAUCAAAGCGGGUCAGAUUUUGCAUAUAGGCAUUGACUACAUUGGCGAGCCAGCCCCAGAAGCCACCUGGUCGGUUGCAACUAAACCUCUGAAGACUGACGACAGGACCACCAUCACGUCCAUCGGCUACCACACCAUUGUUCACACUGUCAACACCAAGCGCAUAGAUAGUGGGCUUUACCACUUGCUGAUCAGGAACAGCUCUGGGUCUGAUGAAGGAUCGUUCCAGGUUAUUGUUUUAGAUCGCCCCUCGCCGCCGGAGGCCCCGCUAGACUACGAAGAAAUCACUGGCUCAAGCGUCACUUUGUCCUGGAAACCUCCAAAGGAUAAUGGCGGAAGUGAAAUAACAAGCUACGUUAUUGAAAAGAGGGAUCUUACUCAUGGUGGUGGAUGGGUGCCAGCUGUUAGUUAUGUGAACCCUAAGUAUAAUCAUGCCACUGUGCCUCGCCUUCUCGAAGGAACGAAGUAUGAGUUUAGGGUGUCUGCAGAAAAUCUUCAAGGGCGUUCAGAUCCUCUGAAUACUCAGAAACCGGUUGUUGCAAAGAACCAAUUUGAUGUUCCUGGCCGCCCUGGUAAACCUGAGGCCGUAGAUACAGACAAGGAUCACAUCAAGAUAAAGUGGACUCCUCCCAUCAGUAAUGGAGGGUCUCCGAUAAUCGGUUAUGAUGUUGAAAGACGUGAUCGUAUGACCGGACGGUGGAUGAAACUAAACAAAGAACCAACAAAGCACCUGGAAUUCCAUGAUGAUCACGUUCAGGAUGGCCACCAAUACGAGUACCGUGUUUCAGCGGUUAAUGCUGCAGGAAAUGGCAAGCCGAGUGACACAUCAGCUGUGAUUUCUGCAAAACCAAUGAAAGAGAAGCCGAAGCUCUACCUCGAUGGACUAUACGGAAAGAAGAUUAAAGUUCGCGCUGGGGAGCCCAUUAACAUUCAAAUUCCUCUCUCAGGAGCCCCACUGCCCACAGUGGAAUGGACUAAGAAUUCUAGCAGGCUGCCAGAAUCCAACAGAAUAUCGAUGGAUACAACAAGCGAUAGCACAACUUUGCGUGUAGAAGCCUCCAACCGCAAUGAUUCCGGGAAAUACACUAUUACGGCUAAGAAUGACUAUGGACAAGAUUCUGCUGAUAUAGAAGUUACAGUCGUGGACAAGCCGGGUGAACCAAAGGGUCCUCUGUCGUACAGCAACAUUUCACAAGACAGUGUGACAUUGUCAUGGAACCCGCCACACGAUGACGGCGGUGGUGAUAUCACAGGCUAUGUGGUUGAAAUGGCUGAGUUUGGUCUGGACAACUGGAGAACUGUUCCGGGCUAUUGUCCUAAGCCAAAUUUUACUGUCAAGUCUCUGCACGAAGGCAAGCGGUACGUGUUCCGAGUCAGAGCAGAAAAUAUCUACGGGCUCUCUGAGCCACUGGAAGGGAAACCAGUUGUGGCGAAAUGUCCGUUCGAUCCUCCAGACGCACCGAGCCAGCCAGAGGUUACUGGCUAUGGCCCGACAAAUUGCAGCUUGACCUGGAACCCGCCCACGGAAACUGGCGGGAAGCCAAUCACAGGCUACUAUGUGGAGAAACGUGAGCGCGGAGGUGAAUGGAUAAAGGCCAACAACUAUCCUACUCCAAACACGAGCUACACCGUUCAAGACUUGCGGGAAGGAUCUCGCUACGAGUUCAGGGUCAUUGCAGUAAACGAAGCUGGCCCUGGAAAACCAAGCAAACCCACUGAUCCCAUUACGGCUGAGUUCCAGAGAAGGAAACCAGACGCACCGGAGCCGCCGAAAGCAGACCGCAUCACAAAGGACAGCGUCACACUAUCCUGGAGACCACCCCGCAAUGACGGGGGUGGCAAGAUAAAGGGCUACAUCAUCCAGAAGAAGAAGAAGGGUGAUCCAGAUUGGAGCGAUGUAAACACCUCGCCCGUGCCUGUCAAUGUGUACAAGGUGCCAGAUCUGGAGGAAGGCCAAGAAUACCAGUUCCGAAUAAAGGCGGUGAACGACGUUGGUCCGUCAGAUCCCAGCAGGCCCAGCAACAACAUACUGAUCGAAGAGCAGGCCAACAAGCCUGUAAUGGACCUCGGCUCCAUGCGUGACAUCACAGUACGCGCCGGAGAGGACUUCUCCAUCCACGUCCCCUACUUGGCGUUCCCGAAGCCUGUGCUUACGUGGUUCAACAAUGAUACCCUUCUGGACGACACAGAUCCGCGAGUGUUCCAGCAGCUGUCGGACGAUGCUGCGAGCAUCGUGGUGAAGAACUCGAAGAGGUCAGACAGCGGCCAGUACAGGCUGCAGCUGCGCAACAACGCUGGGUUCGACACGGCGACCGUGAACGUGCGGGUCCUGGACCGACCAGGCCCCCCGGAGAACCUGCGGGCGGACGAGUUUGCCGGCGAUGCCCUCACUCUGUACUGGAGCCCACCCAAGGACAACGGUGGCGCCGACAUCACCAACUACGUGGUGGAGAGGAAAGAACCCAAAUCUCCGACGUGGUCCAAGGUUAGCAGUUACAUUACAACGCCAUUCUGCAGAGUACGCAAUUUGGUCAUUGGACGUGAAUAUGACUUCAGAGUCAUGGCAGAGAAUCAGUACGGCACGUCUGAGCCUGCAACUCUUGCUGAACCAGUAAGAGCAAGACAUCCAUUCGAUCCUCCUGGUGCUCCCGGCGCUCCGCGGGGCAUUGACUCAUCCGAGGACUCCAUCACUAUCUCCUGGACCAAGCCGCGUCACGAUGGAGGCUCUCCCAUAACUGGCUACGUUGUCGAGAAAAGACUCAUUAGCGAGGACAAGUGGACGAAAGGAUCACAUGUGCACAUACUCGAUUUGUUCUACAAAGUUCCUGGUCUUAUUGAAAACCACGAGUAUGAAUUCCGGGUGGCAGCCAUAAAUGCAGCAGGCCAAGGUCCAUGGAGUUCUUCAUCCGACUCUAUAUUCUGCAGGCCCCCACCAAGUGCUCCAAAGAUUACAAGUGACCUGAGCAUACGCGACAUGACGGUGAUAGCAGGCGAAGAGUUCACAAUCACCGUCCCAUUCACGGGUAACCCUCAGCCAAAGCCAAGCUGGACAAUAAACGGGGAAGAAGUUUAUUCAAGCGACAGGAUCAAGUUUGAAACGAGCAACACGGCGACCGUGUUCAUUAACAAAUGUGCAAAGAGAAGUGACUUGGGCACAUACACCAUUCACCUUGUCAACUCAGAAGGUUCAGAUACUGCCUCUUGCAAGGUUCUCGUUGUUGACAAACCAUCGCCACCACAAGGCCCACUGGAAGUCUCCGACAUAACCCCAGAAACGUGCUCUCUGUCGUGGAGACCACCAGCUGACGAUGGCGGCUCUCCAAUCACUAACUAUGUUGUGGAGAAGCUGGAUCCUUCAACUGGGUUGUGGAUUAAAGUGAGCAGUUUUGUGCGAAGCACACACUAUGAUGUCAUUGGCUUGGAGCCAAACAAAAAGUACAGCUUCCGGAUACGAGCCGAGAACCAGUAUGGUGUCAGCGAUCCGCUCGAAUUGGAUGAACCAAUCACGGCCAAGUUCGCGUUCACCGUACCCGACCCACCAGGACAGCCUCGCAUCACGGAUUGGGACACAACUGACAUCACACUCACGUGGGACAGACCAAGGUCUGAUGGCGGGGCAAGGAUUCAAGGCUACAAGAUUGAGUACAGAGAUGUGUCAGAAGCUGAGUGGCGAGUGGCCAAUGACUACCUGGUGAAAGACACCACCCACAUUGUGCACAGUCUGCUGCAAGGACGAGAGUACGAGUUCCGAGUGAGGGCCAAGAACGCAGCUGGGUUCAGCAAGCCGUCGCCACCGUCGUCCAAAUUCAAGCUGAAGAGCAAGUCCAAUGUGCCUUCGCCCCCUGGCAUGCCUAAAGUCAUCAAAGUGGGCAGGAGCUAUGUGGACCUCCAGUGGGAGCCACCAGUUUCUGACGGUGGCAGUCGCAUCCUCGGCUACAUAGUCGAGAAACGUGAAAUGGGGGCCGGAACCUGGGUCAAGUGCAAUGAGUACAAUGUUCUUGAUUGCAGCUACACCGUCCUCAAUUUGAUUGAGCGAGCAGACUAUGAGUUCAGGAUUUUUGCCGUGAAUGCGGUCGGAAAAAGUGAACCCAGCUCUUGCACAACUCCCGUUAAGAUAUGUGAAAUCGAAGGCGGUGAGAAACCAGAGUUCAUUAGGCCAUUAUCCAAUGUCGGGGCACCAUUGGGAGCACCUGUGGUGCUGGAAUGUGAAGCAAGCGGUAAACCUAAACCUACUGCAAGGUGGUUGAAGAACGGACGAGAGCUGACAUUAGGGGGUAGGUUUUACGCUGAAGCGAAGAACGGUGUUUUCAAACUUACCAUUACUGAAGUGUGGGGUAUAGAUGAUGGUGACUAUGUGUGUGAAGCAAGCAACUCCUUGGGUUAUGUGACAACUACAGGCAGGCUUAGAAUUGGAACGCCACCAAAGAUCGAUAGAAUGCCGGGUGACCUGUACCUUCCCGAAGGAGACAACACCAAGAUCAAGAUUUAUUAUUCUGGAGACCAACCAAUGGAAGUUACGCUAAGUAAAGAUGGCAAAAAGAUUGAUGAGUCAACUCACAUUAAAUACACAGUAUUUGAUGAGUAUCUCAUCAUCUUCAUUAAAGAAAUAACAAAAACAGAUGCAGGAGUUUAUACUUUAUCGGUGAAGAAUGACAGUGGUAGCGUUUCUGCAUCGUUUACAGUCUACAUAACAGGUCUCCCUGGACCACCGAUUGGACCCUUGGAGGUUUCCGACAUUUCCAAACAUACGUGCACACUUAACUGGAAACCUCCGAAAUAUGACGGGGGCCUUCGCAUCACGCACUAUGUUGUGGAGAGACGGGACAUCACCUCUUUGCACUGGAUUAUUGUGUCGAGUUUCUGCAAAGAAACCACAUUUACAGUGCAGGGCCUAACAGAAGGCCAAGAGUAUCUCUUCAGGGUGAUGGCUGUCAACGACAAUGGAAUGGGUCCACCAUUGGAAGGCACCAACCCGAUUAAAGCUAAGGCUCCUUUCGAUCCGCCUUCGCCUCCUGGAACGCCUAAAGUGACUGAGGUCGGCGGAGACUUUGUCAACCUGCAGUGGGACAGGCCAGAGUCUGAUGGCGGCACCAAGAUCCAAGGCUACUGGAUCGACAAACGUGAAGUGGGCAGCGAUGCAUGGCAGAGGGUUAACCUUGCCAUAUGCAUGCCUACGCAAAUCAACAUUUCCAAUCUCAUUGAAGGACGACAGUACGAGUUCAGAGUGUUCGCACAGAACAUAGCAGGGCUGAGCGAACCUUCCACAGCUUCCACGUCUGUGAAGAUCAAGGACCCUCUGGCUGCUACACCACCAGAAAUUGUGAAGCCCCUAAGAAAUGCUAAUGCUAUUCAGAAUCACAAUGCAGAAUUCCAGUGCACAAUUACUGGGUCACCAAGACCAACAAUUACUUGGUACAAGGGUGCAAGGGAGCUUACACAAGGAACAAAGUAUCAAAUGCUCAAAGAAGGUGACACUUAUUCCCUCAUUGUAAAUGAUGUUUAUGGUGAAGAUGCAGAUGAAUAUGUUUGCAGAGCUGUAAAUAAAGCAGGUGUCAAGUCUACAAGAGCAGAGCUGGUUAUCAUGACUGCACCAAGACUGAACAUACCACCAAGGUUCCACGAUACUGCAUACUUUGAUAAAGGUGAAAAUGUGGUGGUCAAGAUUCCUUUCACUGGCUUCCCUAAGCCAAAGAUAUCCUGGAUGAAGGAUGGCGAAACUAUCGAGUCUGGUGGACAUUACACAGUUGAGAGAAAGGAAAGGCAUGCAGUAUUAACCAUCCUAGAUGGGAGUAAAUUGGACAGUGGUUCCUACAGAAUUGUUGCAGAAAAUGAUCUUGGUUCAGACUCUGCAAUAAUAAAUAUUCAAAUUAGCGACCGGCCGGACCCACCGCGGUUCCCCACGGUGGAGAACAUCGGCCACGACUCACUCGCUCUCACGUGGAGUGCCCCGCUGUGGGACGGCGGCAGCAACAUCACCAACUACUUGGUGGAGAAGCGCGAGCACCCCAUGACCAGCUGGAUCCGCGUGGGGAACACGAGGUUCACGACGAUGGCCAUCACGGGUCUGAGCCCGGGACACCAGUACGAGUUCCGCGUCUACGCUGAGAACAUAUACGGGAGGAGUGAUCCGAGCAGCAUUAGCGGUCUGAUAACAACCAAAGACUCGGGCAAGAAACCAGUGAAGCAGAAGCGAUAUGAAGUCGAUGAAACUGGUAAGAAGAUCAGAGGAAAGGCAGAUGGCAAAGUGAAUGACUAUGACCAGUAUGUAUUUGACAUUUACUCCAAAUAUGUUCCACAAGCUGUGGAUAUCAAAACAACUAGUGUGUAUGACUUGUACGAUAUCCUGGAAGAAAUUGGUACCGGAGCAUUUGGCGUUGUUCAUCGUUGUCGUGAAAGGAAAACUGGAAACAUCUUUGCUGCUAAGUUUAUUCCGGUUACACAUGCAAUGGAAAAGGAGUUAAUAAGAAAAGAGAUUGACAUCAUGAAUCAGUUACAUCAUCCUAAACUGAUAAAUCUUCAUGAUGCUUUUGAAGAUGACGAUGAAAUGGUGCUGAUAUUUGAAUUCCUAUCCGGUGGUGAAUUAUUUGAAAGAAUAACAGCAGAAGGCUACACCAUGUCAGAAGCAGAAGUUAUAAACUACAUGACACAAAUCUGUGAAGGUGUAAAGCAUAUGCACGAAAAGAAUAUCAUUCAUUUGGACAUCAAGCCAGAAAAUAUCAUGUGCCAAACAAGAAACAGCAAGAAUGUUAAGCUCAUUGAUUUUGGGCUGGCUACGAAGCUGGAUCCAAAUGAAGUCGUAAAAAUAUCUACAGGAACCGCUGAAUUUGCAGCCCCAGAAAUAGUUGAGCGUGAACCCGUUGGUUUCUACACAGAUAUGUGGGCAGUUGGCGUUCUCGCUUAUGUUCUUUUGAGUGGCCUUUCCCCAUUUGCUGGAGACAACGACAUUGAAACGUUAAAGAACGUUAAAGCUUGCGAUUGGGAUUUCGAUGAAGAAGCUUUUACCAAUGUUUCUGAAGAAGGCAAAGAUUUCAUCCGGAGGCUGCUUGUUAAAAAUAAAGAGAAACGUAUGACCGCACACGAAUGUCUCAUUCAUCCUUGGCUGACAGGAGACCAUAGCAAUCGCACACAACCAAUCAAUGCAUCUCGUUACACCAACAUACGAGAUAAGAUUAGAGCCAAAUAUUCCAAUUGGGACUCUUUCAUUCUGCCAAUUGGUCGGCUGGCUGAGUAUAGCUCACUUCGUAAACUGUUGGUUGAGAAAUAUCGCAUAUAUGACAGUUCAUUUGAUCGUAGGCAAGCAGCACCAAGGUUUGUCAUCAGACCUCAGAGUGCAUUUGCCUACGAGGGGCAGAGUGCGAAGUUCUACUGCCGCGUCAUUGCCAUUGCAACACCGACGCUCACAUGGUACCACAAUAAUGCUGAGCUGCGGCAGAGUGUGAAGUUCAUGAAGCGGUAUGCCGGCGAAGACUACACGUUCGUCAUUAACAGGGUGAAGCUGGAAGACAGGGGAGAGUACAUCAUCCGAGCUGAGAACCACUACGGUUUUAGAGAAGAGGUUGUCUUCCUCAAUGUGCAACCUCUUCCGAAAACAGUGCCCCAGUACAAGCCGGAAGUCCACCCAGUCCGGCGGCGUGAGCCCCUGGCCUACACGGUGUGGCAGGAGGAGAGAGAGAGUGCGCCUAGCUUUACAUUCCUGUUAAGACCGCGAGUGAUGCAGUACAGACAGACCUGCAAGCUGCUCUGCUGUCUCAGUGGGAAACCAACUCCGACCGUUAAAUGGUACAAAGACAAACGGGAGCUAACAAAGUAUGAAUUCAACAUGACCCAUGCAGAUGGUGUUGUUACUAUGGAAAUUGUAGACUGCAAGCCAGAAGACUCAGGGAAGUACAGUUGUGUAGCGACAAACAUCCAUGGUACAGACGAAACAAGUUGUGUUGUGAUUGUAGAAGGCUUUGGAUCCACUCCCGAGCAAGCUGACUUAGCUAAUAAGUUGAUGCAUUCUGGAGAUCGAAGGUACAUAGAACAACCAUCGCGACCAGCACCAACAACAGUCAGUGUGAACAAAUCCAGCUACAGCAGUUCAUCCAGUGCGUCAAAAUACAGCAGCAGUGUCAGUCAGUCAAGUACAAAUCAGACUAACAUCAAGUCGGCCGCAACAAUUGCUAUAAGCAGUUCAGACACUUCAGACACAACUGAGAAGAGAACCAUGAAGAAGUAUGGCAGCAAACUGGAUGCUACAGGUAGUCCAUCGAGGUCUCGCAGUGCAACAAAAGAGUUGAUUCUGCCACCAGACGAUUCAUUGAUGUGUGCGCCCGAGUUCACGGUUAAACUCCAAGACAUGACAGUCAAUGAUGGUGAACUGCUACACCUGAGCUGUACUAUUAAAGGAGACCCGGAGCCUCAAGUCAACUGGACCAAAAAUGGCAAGGCACUGACCUCGUCAGAUAUUAUGGAUCUGAAGUACAAGAGUGGAAUUGCAUCUCUGAACAUUAAUGAAGUAUUCCCAGAAGAUGAGGGUGAAUAUGUGUGCACAGCAACCAACUCUAUGGGAAGUGUCAGUACAAAAAGCAAAAUUACUGUGGCACCAAUGAAAUCAUCAGGUGAAGCUCGUAGUAAAUCCAAAACUGGAGAUAAACCACCGAAAAUUGUUAGCCACUUAUCAUCAGCAUUUGUAAAAGAUGGCGAACCAGUGACGCUAUUUUGUCGCAUUAUUGGUGCUGAAAAAUUUGAUGUUGUUUGGCUUCACAACAACAAAGAAAUAAAGCCCAGCAAAGAUUUUGAAUACACAAAUGAAGCUAGUAUAUACAAGCUUAAUAUUGCUGAAAUAUUCCCUGAAGACUGUGGUACUUACACAUGUGAGGCGUUUAAUGAUGCAGGAGAAUCGUUUAGUAGCUGCACGCUCAACGUAUUAGUACCAAAUGAGGAGCCGAAAAGCCCUGUUUUCAAAACAUUCCCCCAGUCUGCAACGGUUCAAGAGGGCGAAAGUGUCAGUUUUGAUUGUGAAACUGAGAAAGUACCACUGAAAGUGUUAUGGCUGAAGGACAAUAAUCCCGUUGAGGAAUCCAGUCCUAGAUUUCAAUUCGUGCAGGAUGGGAAAAAGAAGUUCAAGUUCCAGAUAACAAGCUGCACGCCACAAGAUGUGGGCCAGUACUCGUGCAAAGCGGUCGGGAAGAAAAAUGAAACUUUCGCAGCGUUCUCCCUCAAUGUUUGUUCCGCAGGCGAUCUGUGAACCAACAUGACGGAAUGAGACGUGUUUUCUUUCAUGCAGCAUUCGACCCAACUUGGCUACACAAGUUCGUAUAAAUGCUGGCGUAAAAUGCUAUCGACCAAAACUGUGGAUGUUGAAGAUAUGUGUUUUGUACGAACUAUUCUGUGGCACGUCGAAUCAAAAAAAAAAUUGUCAUUGCGUUGUGAAAUCACAAAAUCAUUGUACAGCUGUAUAAUAUAACCUCUCACUUGCAUCUCAUUGUGUGUUGCACUUGGACUAAGAAGUGAACUGUGCGCUUUGGCGGUGAAGAAAUUAGGGAGAGCUCCAGCGUCCUCGGCAUCGAAAAAUUAUAAUGCUUUCCCUGUGCUUUACUGCCUCUGCUGUGGUUCAACUUCAUCAUGUGAAUAUCAUCGUACGGUUUAAUAAUAAUUAAAGAGCAUUUAAUUGUAUGUUUUACAACAUUUAAAAGAAACUAUUGUGUUUACUUUAUGUACAUAAAAAUCUUUUAGAAUGAACAUUAUAUAUAUUAUAUUUUCUUUAAAUUAUUCUUCAGAUACAUACAGCAUUCGUGCAAGCAAAAGAAAAAUUGUCUAUAUUAAAUACGUUAUUUACAAAAAUCGAACUUAGAUACAUGUAUUUUUAAAAUUUAAAUAAUAAAGGACCACAGAAAUGCUUUUCA